Galeopterus variegatus (Sunda flying lemur) is the source of this 1068-nucleotide messenger RNA. RefSeq names its product geminin coiled-coil domain containing (gene GMNC). Gene Ontology annotation, cellular component: nucleus. The transcript has 5 exons. Lineage: Eukaryota; Metazoa; Chordata; Mammalia; Dermoptera; Cynocephalidae. Gene Ontology annotation, biological process: negative regulation of cell cycle; negative regulation of DNA replication. Bases 1 to 1068 code for a protein of 355 amino acids. The record is from RefSeq and is a predicted model, not a curated record.
AUGGUAAGUGAAGAACUGGCGUCAGCUACUCCGCGGGCAAACCUGGGGGUUCUGAAAGCUAAUAAGAACACCAUUCUGCCUUGCCAAGACGAGUACUUUGUAGGAGGCCAGAGCUAUAAUUGCCCUUAUUCCACUACAACGUCAGAAUCUAGUGUUGACGUUUCCACGGAGACUUGGUUCUCUUUCUGGGCUGCUGGUCUCCUGGACAACAGAGAGCCCCAACAAGCACCACAGGCACAGGAAUCAUCCAGUGACUCAAAUUUUCCUGUUCUGGAGUCGUGUUCCUGGGAAGAGGCCCAGCUUUCCUCUCAGCUUUACAGAAAUAAGCAGCUGCAGGAUACGCUGGUGCAGAAGGAAGAAGAACUUGCUAGGUUACAUGAAGAGAAUAAUCACCUCAGGCAAUACCUGAAUUCUGCUUUGGUUAAAUGCCUUGAAGAAAAGGCCAGGAAACUGCUGUCAUCAGAUGAGUUCUCCAAAGCAUGUGGAAAAUUCAGAAAGGGGAAGAGAAAACCCAAAGGGCAAAGAUACUCUUCGGCUGAGAUUCUCCAUCCCAAAACUGCCAAGAGAAACCUCUCUAGUGAAUUUGCUACCUGUGAAGAACAAACUGGGCCCCCUGUGGAUCCCUGGGUCCUUCGAACUCUUGGGUUAAAAGACUUCAACACCAUUGAUGACACCUUAUCAGCUAACUACAGUGCCUUCUCCUCUCAUCCCAGAAGAGUCACCAGCACAUUUUUCCAGUUUCCAGAUGAUGCAGUUGAUUAUGAAAAUGUCCCCAGAGAGAAUCUGCCGACUGACUACGGAGGUGACAGAACAAACCCCACGCACAGCACUGCCAGCCAUGGGGAAGAUUUUCACCUCCUUUCUCCACUUUCAAAUUCCCCAGUGGGGCUGCAAACUCUUCCUUACCAUGCUGCUGAUGUGUCACCCAACAAGACAGAGAUGGCCUUUUCUACAUCCCUGAGCCCCCACUGCAAUGUGAAAACUCAUUCCUUCCACCAGGGACAAGCCUUUGUGCGUCGAGAUGAGGAGGGAGGCUGGAAGUUUACCUGGGUCCCUAAACAGUCUUAG